Messenger RNA from Synchiropus splendidus (mandarinfish), 6620 nucleotides. RefSeq names its product Ras protein specific guanine nucleotide releasing factor 1 (gene rasgrf1). Gene Ontology annotation, cellular component: plasma membrane. Gene Ontology annotation, molecular function: guanyl-nucleotide exchange factor activity; protein binding. Gene Ontology annotation, biological process: positive regulation of GTPase activity; Ras protein signal transduction. The record is from RefSeq and is a predicted model, not a curated record. NCBI's taxonomy places the organism in Eukaryota, Metazoa, Chordata, Actinopteri, Syngnathiformes, Callionymidae. Bases 399 to 4169 code for a protein of 1256 amino acids. The transcript has 27 exons.
CGGAGCUGGAGCCUCAUCUCCAGCAGACGUCUCUGUCCAGGGUCCUGAAAUCUGCUUCUCCAUGCGUGCGUCAUGUGACUCCAGCAUCUCUGCCGAGCUCAGCACCAACCAAGCCUUUCUGGAGAUCUCAAGUGGGAAAGGGACAAACCCUGCACCUCCUUCCUUCUCCUCUAAUCGCGAGUGUUGUUUGCGCGAGCAUGAUCGGACGAUGAGGACCUGCGCGGCGCUCGGAAAGAUGCGGGACUCGCGCUGCCCAUGUCGCGGCUCUUUAUUCACGUAAACGCGGUGAAAUGCCAGUUUAAGGUUCGGUUGUUGUUGUUGUUUUUUUUUUAUUUGUUUCUUGUUUAAGGAGGGGGUGAUGUAACGAUCCUGGGCAGCUUCAAGUCUCCUCGGCAAAAAUGCAGAAGGGAAUACGACUCAAUGAUGGUCAUGUCACCUACCUGGGGCUUUUGGCAAAGAAGGACGGCACAAGACGAGGGUGCCUGAGCAAGAAGAGCUCGGACAACACCAAAUGGCACAGCAAGUGGUUCGCUUUGCUGCAGAACAUGCUCUUUUAUUUCGAGAACGAGUCCAGCUCUCGACCCUCGGGAUUAUACCUGUUGGAGGGGUGCUUAUGCGACAGGGCGCCCUCGCCAAAACCGUCCCUCUCAGCCAAGGAGUGUUUGGAGAAGCAGUACUACUUUACUGUCAGCUUCACCCAUGAAAACCAAAAGGCCCUGGAGCUGCGUACAGAGGACGUAAAAGACUGCGAUGAUUGGGUGGCCGCCAUAUCACAUGCCAGUUACAGAAACUUGGCCACCGAGCACGAGACUCUGAUGCAGAAGUAUCUUCAUCUGCUUCAGAUUGUGGAGACAGAAAAAACGGUUGCCAAACAACUCCGACAGCAGAUAGAAGAUGGGGAGAUAGAGAUUGAGCGACUCAAGUCUGAGAUUGCUGGUCUGCUCAAAGACAACGAAAGGAUCCACGCCAGCCCUGCUGCAGCUCCCACUGAUGACGACUCAGAGAUCAAGAAAAUCAAAAAGGUGCAGAGCUUCCUGCGUGGCUGGAUCUGCAGGAGGAAGUGGAAGACCAUCAUCCAGGAUUACAUCCGCUCGCCUCACGCCGAGAGCAUGAGAAAGAGGAACCAGGUGGUCUUCAGCAUGCUGGACUCUGAGGCCGAGUAUGUGCAGCAGCUUCACAUCCUGGUCAACAACUUCCUCAGGCCACUUCGCAUGGCAGCCAGCUCCAAGAAGCCGCCCAUCACGCAUGACGACGUCAGCAGUAUAUUCCUCAACAGCGAAACUAUCAUGUUUCUACACCAGAUCUUCUACCAGGGCCUGAAAGCCAGAAUAGCCAGUUGGCCGACGUUGGUAUUGGCCGACCUGUUCGACAUCCUCCUCCCUAUGCUGAACAUCUACCAAGAGUUUGUGAGGAAUCACCAGUAUAGUCUGCAGAUCCUGGCUCACUGCAAGCAGAACAGAGACUUUGACAAGCUGCUGAAGCAGUAUGAGGCCAAACCUGACUGUGAGGAGAGAACUCUGGAGACCUUCCUCACCUAUCCCAUGUUCCAGAUCCCCCGCUACAUCCUGACGCUUCAUGAACUCCUGGCCCACACGCCGCACGAACACAUUGAGCGCAACAGUCUGGAUUAUGCCAAGUCUAAACUUGAGGAGCUUUCCAGAAUCAUGCAUGACGAAGUGAGCGAGACCGAGAACAUCAGGAAGAACUUGGCAAUCGAGCGAAUGAUCGUGGAAGGUUGUGAGAUUCUCCUGGAUACCAGCCAGACCUUUGUGAGACAAGGGUCUCUUAUCCAGGUCCCGAUGAGUGAGAAGGGAAAGAUCACACGUGGUCGACUGGGCUCCCUGUCACUGAAGAAGGAGGGAGAAAGGCAGUGCUUUCUCUUCUCCAAGCAUCUAAUCAUUUGCACCAGGGGUUCUGGAGGGAAGCUUCAUCUCACCAAGAAUGGAGUAGUGUCCCUCAUAGACUGCACUCUUAUGGAGGACCCAGAGGGGACUGACGAUGAGUCCAAAUCAGACAAAAGCGGCCAGGACAUGGAGCACCUGGACUUUAAGAUAGUGGUUGAGCCGAAGGACAGCCAGUCAUUCACUGUCAUCCUGGUGGCGUCCUCCAGGCAGGAGAAGUCGGCGUGGACCAGUGACAUCAGCCAGUGCAUUGACAACAUCCGCUGCAAUGGGCUCAUGAUGAACGCGUUCGAAGACAACUCCAAAGUGACAGUGCCACAAAUGAUCAAGUCAGAUUCCAGUCUGUACUGCGACGAUGUGGACAUCCGCUUCAGUAAGAUGAUGAACUCCUGCAAGGUGCUGCAGAUCCGCUACGCCAGCGUGGAACGUCUGCUGGAGAGACUGACCGACCUGCGGUUCCUCUCCAUCGACUUCCUGAACACCUUCCUUCACUCGUACCGUGUCUUUACCACGGCAGACGUGGUGCUUGACAAGCUCAUCACCAUAUACAAGAAGCCCAUCAGCGCCAUCCCAGCACGGUCCCUUGAAUUAUUCUUUGCCAGCAGCCAAAACAGCAAACUCCUGUACGGUGAUCCUCCCAGCUCCCCUAGGGCCAGUCGAAAAUUCUCUUCCCCUCCUCCUCUGGCGAUUGCCAAGAACUCAUCCCCAAAUCGCCGGCGCAAACUGUCCCUAAACAUCCCUAUCAUCACUGGGGGCAAAGCCCUUGACCUGGCUGCCCUCAGUUGCUCCUCAAACGGCUAUGCAAGCAUGUACUCCACCAUGUCCCCUUUCAGUAAGACCACGUUGGACAUUAACAAACUCUAUGUUUCGAGCCCCAUUUCAAGCAAAAUACCAGAUGAAGGAGAAGACAAGAAGGACAAGGCUGAGGACACCCCAGCUUGCAAACAAGAUCUCUCCGUACGAGAGGAGAGUGACAAUGAUCAGAACCAGAGUGAUGAUGCCGAUGCAGAAGCCUCUCCAACGAAGUCACCAACCACCCCGAAAAACAUUAAGUGCAAAAACUCUUCAGAGUUCUCUCUGUUCUCCUACAACAACGGAAUGGUCAUGUCCUCAUGUAGAGAGCUGGAUAACAACCGCAGCGCUUUGUCGGCUGCCUCUGCCUUCGCCAUCGCUACAGCGGGCGCCAACGAAGGGACUCCAACGAAGGAGAAAUAUCGCAGGAUGUCUCUUGCCAGCACAGGCUUUCCUACCGAUCAGAGAAAUGGAGAUAAGGAGUUUGUGAUAAGACGAGCUGCGACCAACAGAGUCCUGAACGUCCUGAGACACUGGGUGUCCAAACAUUCACCGGACUUUGAGUGCAACAAUGAGCUGAAAACAAAAGUAAUCGCCUUCCUGGAGGAAGUGAUGCACGACCCUGAGCUGUUGACCCAGGAGAGGAAAGCAGCAGCCAACAUCAUCAGGACUCUAACUCAGGAAGACCAAGGGGACAAUCAGAUUACACUAGAAGAUGUAACACAGCUGGUGGGCCCUGGAAAAGCUGAGCCUUUUGAGAACCACUCUGCACUGGAGAUUGCCGAGCAACUGACUCUGCUGGACCAUGUGGUGUUCAAGGUCAUCCCCUACGAGGAGUUCUUCGGACAGGGAUGGAUGAAGAACGACAAAAAUGAGAAAACACCAUUCAUCAUGAGAACAACGAAGCAUUUCAAUGAUGUCAGCAACCUAAUUGCCACAGAGAUCCUUCGCUGUGAGGAUGUGGUCACACGGGUAGUGGUCAUUGAGAAGUGGGUGGCCGUGGCUGACAUCUGCCGCUGUCUCCAUAACUACAACGCUGUGCUUGAAAUCACCUCUUCCCUCAACCGAAGCUCCGUCUUCCGUCUGAAAAAGACCUGGCUGAAGGUCUCCAAACAGACAAAAGCAUUAAUUGACAAGCUCCAGAAGUUGGUCUCAUCAGAGGGGAGGUUCAAGAAUCUGAGAGAAGCUCUGAAGAACUGCGACCCCCCUUGUGUGCCCUAUUUGGGGAUGUACCUCACUGACCUGGCUUUCAUCGAGGAGGGGACGCCAAAUUACACCGAGGACAACUUGGUCAACUUCUCAAAGAUGAGGAUGAUCUCUCACAUCAUCAGAGAAAUUCGGCAGUUUCAGCAAACAGCAUACAAGCUUGAACUUCAACCAAAGGUAGCCCAGUAUCUGCUGGACAAGAGCUCUGUUCUGGAUGAAGAAAGCAUGUACGAAGCCUCACUCAGAAUUGAGCCCAAAGUGCCAAACUGAUGGUGAAGCUCGUCCUCGUUGUUCCCUCUGUUAAUAUUACGCAUCAGUUAACACACACACAGCCACUUUUGUAUAGUUGUAUUUGCUCUUCUGUACAGUAGAUGUUAACAAUUGUUUAAAGCAUUAAAAUGUACGAAUUCUGUUUGUCGCCAUGACGCCACCUGCUUGUGAUUUUUAUUUUUCUUCCUUAGGGAUAUUUUUUGGAGCAUUAUAACAGAGGUCACAGCAAGUUUUCGUGACCAAUGACAUUAUUUUGCUUUGUCUCAUGGUGUGUCAACUUUGCACUUUUGCAGCACUCGUGCCGUCUGCCAAACGUUUUCUUUGCUUGAGUUUUAAAACGAUGUUUCUCUGCAACCAAUGUAGCAUUGUACAAAACAACUGCAUCAAAUCAGGUAUAAGAGCAGAGAGAAAUUGGUGGUGCAUAAAAGUGACAAACAAGUUUGACAUGCCGGUGACUGAAGCAGGAAGAUGUGAUCUGUCAUUUAGGCUCAAUGAAACCUUAUUGCAUUUGCUGACCACUACUUUCUGAAAUGUAUAAGACAACAGGGUGCACAGUUGAGCGUCAGGGUUCUUAUCUGUUGUUUUUGUUGGUUUGUAUUUAGUAAUAACAGCCAACCUCGACGUCUGUUUUCCCAUUCAGAAUGUAGUACUGCAUCUGGAGCAUGCGCAGUGCCAUCUUCUUUGUUUAUGAAUCGAACAAUACAACGCCUUCUUUGUGCGUAGCGUACACACACACACUACAUCGUCUUGCAUCCACCUGCACAGACUAUGAUACUCUGUAACUCCAGUUAUCACGACCUUUCUCAAAUUUUUCACUAAGAAUUUGGGCAUUAAGUAAAGCUGUAACUAAGAUAUAAAUGAAUAAAAUUGCUUUACUUCACAAUAUUUGGCCCUCAAAAUGCAUUGAAAAUAUUGGGGAACCCUGACCUCCUCUAUGAAAACAGAACCCUGAGAGGAAUGUCUGGAGAGUCAGUUGAGACUACAAGGAAAGAGCAAAACCAGAAGGCUUCCAUUUUGUUUUUAGCCUCCUGUGUCAUGAGCAAUAGAGCGAGUGGUUAUUUGAUGCUGAUCUUCUCAGGUGAAUGCAAUAAGCUUUCAUUGGUCUCAUAUCAGCAGUUUUACUUUUUAUGUGAAGGACGGGCCAGACAAUGGGUCUGUUUUUUUUCCCUCGUUCUCCAGCCAACACUGAACAUCGCUGCAAAGGUGUUAUUGUAAGACUGUUGCUUACAGACUUAAAAUCAGCUUUAUUGAUAUUUUGGAAAUAUUGCACUGUUACAUGAUAUUUCAGGAACCUUUUAAUGCAAUGCUAUUCUAAAGAGCUUUGAAGUGGUCCUGGAGCCAACGUUGAGAGAAGAGGAGUGGCAAGUGAGUCAAACGCUGACUGCAUGUGUUAAGUGUGUCGGACCCAAAACUAAACACGACUUCAUCUGCUUACUUGUCAACCUGGCUCACUAGUUUAGCUUCUGAUUCUCUGGGGGAAAAAAACUAUUCCAGAUCCUUCUGUUCCUCAAUGUAAAGAAGGAUGUUCUCAUUUAAAUUGAACCCAAAUCUGAUUGUCACACGAAUUGCCCGCAGCCAAAAGUGAGAUACUUUGUGGAGUAAAAGGUUGUUGCUCUUCUGUAAUUAAAAGACAAUCUGUCCUUUUUGCUGUUCCAGUGAUUGUGGAACGUGACUGUAUAUCACUCUGUUAUAUGCAUUGCUGUUUAACACUAUUAUGAAAAAAAAAAAAAAACUAUGUGAAUGACCUCUGCCUGCAGCAUUCAAACACUAUUUUUGUAGUAGUAUACGAGAGUGACCUGCUCUUUAUAUGAACAUGAGACAGUAUUUUGUACCUUGUCGUCGGUUCACCUCACUGAGAUGUGCUGUACGUUUUGUACAUGCAGCCCUGCAUUAAUUCUCAAUGUGGACGUGUAAUCUUAUACGCAAAUUGUACUCCAAAGUUAAACAAACCGCUACGAAGGUGUGGUCUUGAAAUCUAGAGAUAGGAAACAACUUCAAAGUGUUCUGCAUUUAUACUGUAAUCCUGUCUAUAACCAUUUCUGUUAGCAGGAAUAUAGUUAUGUAGUGCUUAUUCUGUGAAUAUUUGUAUGUAUUUUUACUAUGUAUGUACAGUACACUUUUGAAGCUCAUGUGGCAGGCAUGCAACACAUCCACAGACACAAUAUUACUAUAUACUGUACACACUUAUACAUGCACAUACUCUUAUAAGGAAUAUAACAAAUAAACAUUUUUGCUGUUAGCAAUACCCAGUCGUAUGAAAAUUAUCUUUCAACCUUCAUGUUUUCAUUUCUUAAGAAGUAUAUUCCCAGUUUUGUUAAUAAAUAAAGAAAGAACGAAAGAAAAAUAAAAGUAUAACAAUAAACAGAAUAAAUAUGAUGGUGAUAUUAUAUUAAUAAUAAUAAUAAUAAUAAUAAUAAAACAUGUUUCCUGGUAACCUCUUGCAAAUAAAUC